Messenger RNA from Labeo rohita (rohu), 1920 nucleotides. It is a transcript of the gene ndrg1b, whose product is annotated as N-myc downstream regulated 1b. The coding region runs from base 135 to 1229 and encodes 364 amino acids. Gene Ontology annotation, biological process: signal transduction. Gene Ontology annotation, cellular component: cytoplasm. The record is from RefSeq and is a predicted model, not a curated record. NCBI's taxonomy places the organism in Eukaryota, Metazoa, Chordata, Actinopteri, Cypriniformes, Cyprinidae. The transcript is spliced from 14 exons.
UAUAAAACCCAGAGCUCAGUGCAUUCUGUGCAACUCGGAGCUGAAGGAAGCAGCAAACCAGGAGCUACUCCUCUCAAAAACACACAUUUUUUUUACAUUUGCCCAUACAUCAGCCUUCAACGACAACCGUAACAAUGGUGCUGGAGGAUUCUGAGUACAGCGUCUUUGAGCUUGACAUCACUGAGGAUGAUGUGGAGACUGCCUACGGUAAGGUGCACUGCACCAUGAAGGGUGCUCCGAAGAGCAACCGGCCAACCAUCCUGACCUUCCAUGACAUCGGACUAAACCAUAAGAGCUGUUUUGAGUCUCUCUUUAAUCACAAAGACAUGCAUGAGAUCAUGCAACACUUUGCUGUGUGUCAUGUUGAUGCCCCAGGACAGCAGGAGGGUGCCAGCACGCUCUCCACAGAGUAUACCUAUCCUUCUAUAGAUCAGCUCUCAGAAACCCUCCCUGUGGUGCUCAAGCAUUUUGGUCUGAAGAGCGUGAUUGGAAUGGCUGUUGGAGCUGGAGCCAACAUCCUUACUCGCUUUGCACUGAAACAUCCAGACAUGGUUGAAGGUCUCGUUUUGAUUAAUUUGAGCGUGCAGGCAGAGGGUCUCAUGGACUGGGCAGCACAAAAGAUUACAAGCUGGACUCAUGCUCUCCCUGAUACAGUCAUUUCACACCUGUUUGGAAAGGAGGAGAUACAUAACAAUCAUGAACUGAUUGCAACCUUCCGUCAUCUCAUUACAAACAACAUCAACCAGUCCAACCUGCAGCAGUUUGUCAAGUCCUACAAAAGCCGACGCAAUCUGGAGAUUGAGAGACCAGUACAAGGAGGAAUCGAAAAUCCACGUAACCUCCGGUGUCCAGUUUUGUUGAUAGUGGGUGAUAACUCUCCAGCUGUGGAUGCUGUGGUUGACAGUAACUCCAGAAUGAACCCAACAACAACCACAUUUCUCAAGAUGGCUGACUGUGGUGGCCUGCCUCAGGUUGAUCAGCCUGGCAAACUGAUAGAAGCUUUAAAGUAUUUUAUCCAGGGGAUGGGCUACAUGCCCUCUGCCAGUAUGACCCGUCUUGCUCGGGCUCGUACGGCCAGUAACUCAUCCCUGGAGCGCAACCGUAACCGCAGCGGUACAAACACGGAUGAGCAGCGCGGACGUUCCCACACUGAUGUCUCCAUGGAGAGCACCUCCGGCACAGAGCACAGUUCCUUAGUCCCCACACAAUCCGUCGAGCUGUCCUGCUGAACGCCUCAGGAAACGAACACCACCGUGCAAAUCAGAACGGAACUCAGCAGGCGGUUUAAAAUUGGACCUGAAAUACGGAAUUUGAACCUGAAAGCUGAUGCUCCUGUGAUUAGAUAAUGUUUAAUGUAAUUGGUAUUUAACACAAGUGAUAUUCGAUUAGAAAUGGCCCUUACAGCAAAUAAAUAUAGCUUUUUUUAUAAUCUUGGUACUAGUUUAAAAUAUCGCAACCAGUGGUUUAAUUUGCCGUUUGAUUACUUACAAUGUACACUAUGUAAUAUUUUGUAAUGAUUAUAUAAUAUAAAUAUGGUAUACAUAUGGUAAGAAGGUUCUAUGAUGCUUACAGCCUGGCUGUGAGAAUGUAUAAUAUAUAUAUAUAUUGUAUAUUAACAUGAGAAGUGUGUAUGUGCGCGAUUGUGUUGGAGAGUUUUUUGAUAGGCCUGAAUGUUUGGGGGAUUUUUUUUAUACAUUAUGUAUUGCAUAUAAUUUCUGUACUUGUUAUUUCUGAUUUGCAUCUGACAGUAUUUCUUAGUUUAUUGACAGUGUAGUCUAUGGAACAUCUGAAUCAUUUCUAGUGGUCCUGUUUCUUACAGUCCCAUCUUACAUUAUAUUAAUGAGCAAGAAAGAUAUAAAUGUUGGUAAGAUCACUUUAUAUGCAACAACUGUAUUCUUAAAAUAAAAUUGAGUAAAUUCG